Messenger RNA from Hylaeus volcanicus, 5860 nucleotides. RefSeq names its product proteasome adapter and scaffold protein ECM29. Gene Ontology annotation, biological process: proteasome assembly. The transcript is spliced from 28 exons. The record is from RefSeq and is a predicted model, not a curated record. NCBI's taxonomy places the organism in Eukaryota, Metazoa, Arthropoda, Insecta, Hymenoptera, Colletidae. Gene Ontology annotation, molecular function: molecular adaptor activity. Bases 128 to 5581 code for a protein of 1817 amino acids. Gene Ontology annotation, cellular component: nucleus; cytoplasm.
CCUGAUACAUGUGUAAAAGCAGAUGAAUGUUUAAAUAAUAUAUUAAAAUAAUUAAGUGUAAUGUUAUAAAGCAAAGAAUUGUGGCUUCACUUUGUCAUUUGCUUUCUCUUUCGCACAUUAUUUCAAAAUGGCAGCCGCUACGGACGAGCUGAUCUUGCUGGAGAGAGUGUUUCUCCGAUUGGGGUCUGCAGAAACCGAUGAACAAUUACAGACAUCUGUCUGUAAAUUUUUGCCUCCAGUGUUACUUAAGUUAUCCAGUGCACAAGAGGGUGUCAGGAAAAAAGUAAUGGAGCUACUAAUUCAUAUAAAUAGAAGAGUAAAAAGUAGGCGCCACGUUCAGCUUCCAGUUGAGGCACUUUUAUUACAAUAUCAGGACCCAGCUGCCAGUUCAUUUGUGAUUAAUUUUACAAUAAUAUAUAUAAAACUAGGCUACCCUAGGAUGGAAAUGGAUAAGCAAGCUAAGUUAGUUCCAAGUGUACUGAAUGCCAUUGAGGGAAAACCAUUGUCUCAUCAAGAUAGUUUAUUACUUAUUAUUAUGCCUGUGUUGGGUCAUAUUGAUGUCCCUAUGGAUCCAAAUAAACGGGCAUCUCUCCUUGGUUUGCAAGAUAAACCUUAUGUAGCAAAACAGUUAAUCAAUUUCAUGCUGGAUGUAUUAUUACUACCAUAUGGGUCGGUAGGGCAAACAGAAAAUCAACAACCAGGUCAAACAAUUGAUUGGUCACAAUUUCCUGUACCACCAGGGUUAAGCGAAUAUGCGUUCAAAAGAGUAAUAGGUGAAAAUCCACCAACAGCAGAACAGCUUGAACAAACAAAGCUGGGAAUUGUCAAAUUUCUUGCAGCAGGAUUUUUUCCUGAUUCAGAUAUCCUUGUCCAUUUGAUAGUAGCAGCUGCAGAUACUAGAUUCAGUGUUGCUAAUAUGGCAGACUUGGAAUUGAAAAAGAUUGUUAAUACAUUAGAUUGGUCUUUGGCUCAGUUAGCUGCUCCGCUUUACACAUUAUUUUUGGGUACCGACGCUUUAGCAACACAAAAAGAAGUCAAGCCAGAAAUGAAGCGACUGCCUGCGAGUAUCCGAAUUCGUCUAAAACUGUUGCAUUAUCUUUGCCGUGUAACUAAAGCUGGAUUUAUUAUACCGUCAUGCAUUCAGGUAGUUUUCGAUUCGCUUUACGGAAAGAAUACAAACGCAAAGUUAAAGUCAAUGGCAUUACAAUUUACAUCAAAUAUUGUACAACAAUGUAGCCUUACACCACUACCACACGUGGCUGGUGUUAUUUUAGAUGGCAUGACAAAAUUGAUUUCCGAGGGAUCUGCAGAAAAACGAGAGUCUGGCGUUUGCGCCGAGAAUCACAAAGUAAUGGCGUACACUGUUAUCGGUCAAAUGGGACAAAGAAUUCCAUCGCUGAUCAAUAAAAAUUCAAAUUUGUUACGUAAUCUAUUUGAUACGCUCGUGUCGACUGAAGGUGAUUUACAAAGAGCAGCACGGGACGCGCUAAUUUCUGUAACGUCUGCAUUUGUACUUAGUAAAGACGAUGAAACUAAAAUAGCUUUAAUGAAUGAUUUAUUAUCCAAGUAUAUCGAAUCGCCGGAAUCUAACGUCAGAUUCGUGGCUAUGCAUUACGCUGCAAACGUAUUCCCUUCCGAAGACGCACCUUCUCGUUAUCUUUUGUUGUUAGCAUGUGGAGACGAUAAACACGAAAUUAGUACAGAAGCCAUGAAGGUUUUAUACAGUGUUUUGAAUAAAAACGAGAACGAUAAACAGGAUAGCAGUCAGGUUUUGUUACCAGAUUUUCAAAAACUUGUUAUUUACAUUUAUUCAAAGAUGCAGACAAGAAUGCCCACUUCUAGCGGCGGAAAAGUGAACGUCGAGAGUAAAGUACUUCCAUACAGUAUCGCUAUUUUUACACAGAUGAUUACUUAUCUUCGUAUUUGUUUAGCAAACAGUGCUAAUGUUACUGUACAUAAAGAACCGCUGCAACAUCCUUGCGAAAGUACACCGUUAAUUGCACGUUAUCUAGAAAACCUGUACAAAAAUCGACCAGAAACGUUAAACAAUUAUUUUGAUAUGAUUUUAAUACUUAAUCAUGCUUCUGCAGAUCAGUCAUCUCUACAAGCUUUAUUGGAAGUGAUCGGUUCUGUGCCACAGUAUGUAACGAAAAUUUAUGAAAAAGAGCUGUUGUGGCUUCAUAAUUUACUUGCAUCUGUUAAGCCAAAUGUAAGGCAAUUAGCUGCUAAAAUAUAUGGCAUAACAACUGCUCAGCUUUCCACAAAUGACUUCGAGGGUCAAAUUUCUGAGAUUACGAACAUCAUGAAUAAGAAGAACUUGGAAGCACAACACGGAGCAUUAUUAACCUUAACGUACAUGAUGGAGAGGAGAAUAAUUUUUCGAAAAACUAACCCAAAUGAUGCUUUCUUCAAUUUAGAUGUUUAUAUUAAUGUUGUGAAAAUGAUUUUCACUUUCCUUCGCGAUAAUACAACAUUGUUAAUGGAUGCUGCAAUUCAAAGCAUUGGUAUUUUGGGGAAAACAUAUAGUUUACCAUUACCUAACGAGGGCGAAGGUGAACCAAACAAGAAAGCCAUUGUCGAAAUACUAUUUUCCGUCGUGAAUAAUGUCAAAUUAAACACUAAGAUUAAAGAAAAAGCUGCUCUCUCAUUGGGAUAUUUGUGCAUUGGAGAAGAAUUUCCACAUACCGAGGAAAUUGUGAAUAAAAUAAUUGCAACAGUUAAAGAUACGAAAGACAUUGAGAUGCACUUAAUUAUGGGAGAAGCAUUGGUUUGCUGUGUUCAGGGACAAGCGUCUCCGGAGGGACGGGAUGCUUGGACAAUAUUGUCAAAUGAACAUAAAGUACCUUACAGUAAUGCCAGUACCGAACUUUUGAUACGUACGUUGGAUGAAUUGCUUAGGAUAUAUAAAGAUCCCCAUCCUAAUUUAAGACAGGCGAUCUGUGUGUGGUUAUUAGCACUUUUAAAGUAUAAUAUCCAGAGGGAAUGUAUUAAAGAAAGAUUUUCGUCGUUGCACCAUGCAUUCAUGGAUUUUCUUUCAGAUGACAGCGAUAUUGUGCAGGACAUAGCAGCAAAAGGACUUAGUUUGAUACAUAUUAAUAGUACGAAAGAACAAAAAGAAUCUUUGGUUUCUAAUAUACUGGAGCAAUUUACGAAAGGGCGUAAAACUGCGCAACAAGUUACACCCGAUACAAAAUUGUUCGAAGAAGGUCAACUAGGAAAAUCUCCAACAAACGGAAAUUUAUCAACGUAUAAGGAAAUUUGUUCUCUGGCCACUGAAUUACAGAAACCAGAUUUAGUAUACUAUUUUAUGCAUUUAGCAAAUCAUAAUGCGGUAUGGACGUCUAAGAAAGGUGCUGCGUUUGGGUUUGCAGCUAUCGCUAAAGUAGCAAACGAUGAAUUAAAUAAGUAUUUACCGAGCAUAAUUCCGCGCUUAUACAGAUAUCAAUACGAUCCGACCCCUAAAAUUCAACAAAGUAUGUCGAGUAUUUGGCGUGCGAUUGUUCCGUCAACGAAUAAGGCUAUUGAGCAAUAUCAUAAAGAAAUAUUGAGCGACAUAACUGAAAAUUUAACGAAUCACGAAUGGAGAGUGCGCAUCAGUUGUUGCAAUGCGCUUGCGGAUCUAUUAAGAGCAAACGUUCGUUUUAAUCUAGCGGAAUGUGCACCUGAAUUAUGGAAGAAACUAUUCCGAGUAAUGGAUGAUAUUCACGAGGGUACCCGAUUAGCAGCCACAAAUACAACUAAAAUACUUAGUAAAGUUUGUAUUCGAUACUCUGAUGCUUCCUAUGGCAAGGAGGGUGAAGAAGUUAUACAAGCAGUGUUACCAGUAUUACUAGAUAUUGGGAUUGUACAUAUUUUGAGUACCAUAAGAUCAGUGUCUCUGCAAACUGUGUCGCAAUUAGUCUCGAGAGCUGGUACUUUGCUGAAACCAUCUCUAGUCAUUUUAAUUCCUGCGCUUUUAAGUACAAUCGGGGAAUCAGAAAAUCCUAAUGUGUCAUAUUUAAGUAACAUAUACUCAGCAACAUCGGAGACACGAGAGGCGAUCGACAAUAUUAGAGCUAGUGCUGCCAAAGGCCAUUAUGCUACUGACACAGUGACGAAAUGCAUACAGUACAUCGACUCAGAAAUUUUAAAGGUAUUAAUGCCAAAAGUCAUAGAUCUAAUCAAAUCUAGCGUGGGAUUUGGAACAAAAAUUAGUUGUUCGCAUUUUGUAAUUCUUCUAAGUACUCACUUCAAAAAAGAAUUGGAACCUUACGCUGGUAAACUGUUAUCGGCUCUAAUGAAUGGUCUAUCGGAUCGCAAUUCUAUCGUUAGAAAAAAUAAUGCGUCUGCUAUUGGACAUAUAGUUGGAUCAGCGAAAGAAUCGAGCCUUGAUAAAUUAUUCAAAACACUUAACACAUGGUAUACAGAACGAGAUGAUACAACCAAAUUAGCUAUUGGACAAACAUUGCAAGCUAUAAACAAUUAUCAUCAGGACAUAUUAAGAAACUAUUCAAAUAUCGUUAUACCGCUUACAUUUUUUGCGAUGCAUAUGCAUAAAACACGAGAUAAUGAAAAUUUGGUUGAUUUAUGGAAUGAUUUAUGGAACGACAUAACACCGGGUACUGAGGCCGGAAUUAAGCAAAACGUAGAAACGGUAACGGAACUUUUACGUUCAUCUUUGGAAUCGUCAUCUUGGACUACGAAAGCUCAAGCUGCAAAUGCAAUCCAUACUCUAGCUGAAAAAUUAGGCAGCGAUAUCGAUGUAACCAUGAGGAAUACAUUGUUGAAGGUGUUAACGGAUAGCUUACGUGGAAGAACUUGGGAUGGAAAGGAACGAUUAUUAAACGCACUUGCUACGUUAGCGUGCAAUAGCAAACAAGCUCUUAAAGAGGAUUCUGAAACAUCUACAGUUAUAGUGCAAGUAUUGCAUCGAGAAAGUAAGAAGGAAGCUUUAGAAUACCGUCGUUACGCGUUACAAGCAUUUGGCAUGGUCUUGCACGCACUGGACAUUGAUAAAUUUAAAGAGGUAUAUGACAUUGCUAAUGAAAUUUGGACAACGUUGCCAAAGAAAGAUGAAAACGAAUCUUUGAUCUUCGAUGAGAAAGUAAAGAGGGACGAGAAUAUUCUAAAAUUAUACGAGACUGUUUAUGGUACACUUGGGAAAGCAUGGCCUUCCUGUAAAGAAACUCAAGAUAAAUACUGUGUAGAAUUUGUAACCCAUUUUGGCACGAAGUUUCCCGUGCAGUCUACACCCAUUCAAAUAUCAAUGUUAGCAACGCUUAACCUAUUUGUCGAUAAACUUGCUUUGCUCAACGUGAACAGUUCUAAAUUGUCGAUAAAAGAAGAAGAAAUGUUAAGUGUGAUUUGCGAUACACUUAACAAAAUACUAAAACAGAGUAUAGGUAUUUCGUAUAUCAGAAUAAGGAAAGAAGCCUUGAAUAUAGCUUUAUCUCUGGGUAAGAAAUUACGCGAUACUGGAAAUACUAAACAAUUUGAUCAAAUGGCCGAAAUAUUUCGAGAGGUUAUGCCACAAUUAACAAAGGAUAACGUACCGGAAAUUCGAAUUAGGCUUAUGGAUAUCAAAGAAAUAUUUAAACUAUGAAGACGCUGAACGAUUUUAGUACUAUCUAAUCGAUGUUGUGUACCUUUAUGUUGGUAACUGCAUUUUCAGUCAUUUCAGAAUAACAAAAAAGUAUAAUAUCUGGCAAUACCUGUUCAUUUAAUUGUUACAUCGUUAUAAACGUGGUUAGUAUUAACAGUAACAACAAAUAAUACAUUAUUUAAAUUUCACUUUAGCAUUGGUAUUUUUUAUAAUUUCCUAUUUUUUUUAUAUUGUGUUGUAAAGAGAUAGGAAAAAUAUAUAUAUAUAUUUGUCUCCUUG